Molecule: messenger RNA, 1272 nt
Organism: Melampsora larici-populina 98AG31
Lineage: Eukaryota; Fungi; Basidiomycota; Pucciniomycetes; Pucciniales; Melampsoraceae
Exons: 3
Coding region: 1-1272 (423 amino acids)
Source: RefSeq, a predicted model, not a curated record
AUGCCUAUCCCAGCUCUGCCGAUUGAGGUUAUAGAUAACAUCUUGGCUUACUUCAUCGAACAGUCCCCAAAAGCAUCACACGAUCCAAUUAACAGUGUCAAUCAGCCUUAUUUAGAACCACCAUUGGUAUCGGAAUUACUCACUUUUCGAUUGAUUGACAAAAACUGGGCGAAUGCUGUUCUACCGCACGUUUACGACGGCGUUCGUGUGUCCUCCAGAUUUAUGAUCAGCAGUCUUUCGCGAACGCUCAAGGACUCAUUUCUCAUCGCGACCAUGCCCCGACUCAGCCGGUUAUCUUUUGAGCGCCUCGAAUAUCCUAUUUUACAUAUCAGCUCAUAUCAAAUAGGGGACCUUGCGAAUCGCACGAAUGAACCUUGCCUCAGCUUUCAAAACUGGAAAGUUGACUAUUCCUCGACCCUGAUGAAGGACAUCGAAGGAAUCAUCACGAUGUGUAGUGAUACUUUGACCGACGUGAGGUUCAGGUUCAACGGUUCAGUUGGGUUUUCACCCGGUAUCAUAAAAGCUGUGGAGCGGGCCCAAGAUCUGCAAAUCUUAAGCAUUAUUGGGGGCUUCUGCGGUGUUCCUAUCAACGACUCAGACUCGAUCAAGGACCUACUCAAUGCUGCUCCUGGGCUGCGAUCUCUGUAUCUCCAGGUCCCUUUUCUGCGCCGUUUAAGUCCACCCCCCGGUUCCCUCCCUCAACUCGAACAUUUAUCGGUAACGUGCAACCCCAACAACCUUACCGCUCUGAGACAUUUAAUCGAAAUGAUCGGCGAAAACAUAAAAGCUUUCGAAUAUGUCCCGCACGACGAUCGCGACCACUCGGUGAUCUUGGCCAUGCGUAGCUCCCUUCGAAUCUUGUUCACGGACUCAUUGCCCGACUGUUUGCCUGUUGGUGUCCGCGACGUAGACUUCCCGCAUUUGCGACUGAUCCGUACGAUCGACUCAAGCAUCUUCAUCACGGACUACGAUCGCUCACACGACUAUUGGCGGCAAGUCUUGAGAAACUACCCUGGCCAUUCACUCAUGACACCGCCUCGCUUCAGGCAUAUAAUUUUUGUUAUAGAUGAAGGUGCUCGCGUGGAGGAUCCUGCUCUGGCUCAGAGGUUUGAAGUGUAUGGAAUAUGCUGCCAUUUCACCACUCAACCGUCGUACUGGGGACUUCUGUUCAGAGUCCUGGAUGUGGUUCUAUGGGGUAUGAAACGUGUCGUUUAUCAUCAAAACUCGACUGACCGCCAUCAAGCACACGGCAGUUACAAUACAUCACUGUGA